AUGCCUUUCACUUGCAGCGACAUUGUCAAGAUCAUCCUUGCCAUCUUCCUCCCACCUCUUGGUGUCUUCUUGGAGCGAGGUUGCGGCGCUGACUUCUGGAUUAACGUCCUUUUGACAAUCCUCGGUUACCUUCCCGGUAUUAUCCACGCUCUCUACAUCAUCUUCAAGUACUGA
This is a messenger RNA of Ustilago hordei, 174 nucleotides long. RefSeq names its product Plasma membrane proteolipid 3. Lineage: Eukaryota; Fungi; Basidiomycota; Ustilaginomycetes; Ustilaginales; Ustilaginaceae. The transcript has 2 exons. Gene Ontology annotation, cellular component: membrane. The record is from RefSeq and is a predicted model, not a curated record. The coding region runs from base 1 to 174 and encodes 57 amino acids.